UCGUUUGCACUCACUGGGAGAGAACUGCUUCCUUGUGUCUUUAAAAUAUUCCUCUAUAGGAACUGCUCCUUUAAGCAGCAGAGCCCGGUCGGCUUGUGGGAUGGUUCAGUUUCAAGCCUGAGAGAGGAAGUUGCGCAGCCCUUAUCGGGCAUUGAGAUAAAAGCUCAGAUAGUGAUUGAAAGUGAUGGCAAAAAGGAUUUAGCAUCAGUAUUAACUUCGUGCGAGAGGGAGGGAGAGAGGAAGAGAGCGCGCGAGAGCGGGGAGGGACAUUUUCCAUGAAGCUCCUGCUCCUGUAUCUGCCCUUGAGCGCACAGGGCAAAGCCGACCUGCUAAAGUAGGGAGAAGAGAGUCGGGCUGGGCAAGAGCUCCCUUCAAAAGUCAUCACUUUCACUGAUGACAUUUCUUCGUCUUUGGAACUUGCUUACUGAUAUCACUGCGGGAUCUAGGGCACCAUCACAGCGGUCCGUGGUGCCUUCGUCUCUGUCAUUAAAGAAAGUACCAAGCAGAAGAGCGAACAAAUGCCAGGAAGCGCAUCCCGUGUAAGCGACUUUCAGAAGGGAGUACAGUAGGACUGAAUUCAGAGGCGCGUCCCAGUGCUUUUGUGGUGAAAGGACUGCAGCAAGUUGAGAAUACUUUUUGAAGGGGGUUCGCGUAACAAGGGAAUACAACGCUUACUGUCACUGGCCGCACAGAAGUCUGGAAGCAGCAGAAAAACGACCAAGAGAAACGCGUUUCAACACAUGGAUCAGUGUCAUCCGUUUCUGCCAAUUCUCUAGCUUCGAUCAAGGAAGCGCUCAAGGAAGACUUCAGCAGUUCUGCCAGGUCUCAUAAAGGCACCGUCGAAUUUCAGUGCUCGUGUGCCAAGUAUCUCGCGAAAUUCCGCCUUACGGUACUUCUUGCGAUCUUUUCACGCUACAACUUGCGGUCCAACACUAGGUUUCUCAAGGCACAAAUAACAUGAGGGAACAUCCCUCACCAUAGAUUCUCAGGCAACACAGAUAAUCACAAAUAUACAAAACACAUUGUAAAAUAUUCAUUUAUUCAUUCUAAGAAACUAGUACCUUCAAAUCGUACAUAUCUGCUGUUUGCACUAAAGCCAUCUGGUAAUUGUUUUGAACCACAGACACAUCAUCUUUCCUUCAAGAACUAACCGCCGUCGUUAGUGGAGUUUGUACGGAGCCACUCAGGACGCUACUUGCUAUGAGAUCCUUUGAUAUUUCCACCUGAAUGGCCAUCGGGUUCCAUGCCGAUCUUGCCAGCGCUCGUUAAGCCGACGGUGGCACUCUCUGCCCUUCUCCGGACUCUCGGCCACGGACCGUUCACAUGGCCCCGGUGACGGCCAUGCUCCGACAGCUCGUGUUGCUGCUGCAGUGCGUUGCUUUGACUCUGAGCCAGUACGACAUAUGCAAGUCCCUGGUGAGCACGGAUGACGGCCCGAUAUGGGAAUUCUACGCCUGCCAACCCAAACCAGCAUCCAUGAAGCAGCACAUGAAAAUCAAGGUGGAACCGGAAGGCAUAACCUGUGGAAACCCGCCGGAGAGGUUCUGCACGUUGGAGAAUCCUUACCUGUGCAGCGACGAAUGUGAUGCCUCCAACCCUGACCUGGCCCACCCUCCCUCUUUCAUGAACGACACCGAGCAAGAUGGCUUGAUCACGUACUGGCAGACUGUCACGUGGAGACGCUUUCCAGACCCCUUACUGGCCAACAUCACCUUGUCCUGGGGCAAGAGCUUGGAGCUGACGGACGAUAUCUUGAUCACCUUCGAGUAUGGCCGCCCCACCAUGAUGGUGAUGGACAAGUCCAUGGACAAUGGGCGGACGUGGCAUCCCUACCAGUUCUACGCCGACGACUGCAUGGAGGCCUUCGGCAUGCCCCCCAAGAAAGUGCACGACUUGUCGGCCACCAAUGUGACCCGAGUCAUUUGCACGGAGGAGUACUCCCGCUGGGUGGGCUCCAAGAAUGAUAAGAACGUGCGCUUCGAGGUGCGAGCGCGGUUUGCCAUCUUCGCCGGGCACAAACUGCAGAACAUGAACAACCUCUACACCCGUCUGGAGAGCAUGAAGGGCCUGAGGGACUUCUUCACCAUCACCAACCUUCGGCUCAGGCUCCUGCGCCCAGCCCUGGGUGGCACCUAUGUCCAGCGAGAGAACCUCUACAAGUACUUCUACGCCAUCUCCAACGUCGAAGUCAUGGCGAGGUGUAAGUGCAACCUCCACGCCAGCCAGUGUGGGCCGUCCGAGGACGGCACCCUGCAGUGCGAGUGUGAGCACAACACCACUGGCCAGGACUGCGGACGAUGCAAGAAGAACUUCCGCGCCAAGUCAUGGAGGCCGGGCUCCUAUCUGCCCACACCCCAUGGAUCGCCCAACACCUGUGCAGCUUCUGGGUCUGCCAUGGGCAUUGAUGAGCCGGUGCAGGUUACCACGGUGACAGCCACCACAACUCCAAUUAUAACCAUUCAGCCAGACACCACAACCACCAUCAGAAUGACUGAGGCCUCUGAGCCCAAACUCAGCUCCCUGUUAAGUGAAUCUGCCACUAAGGAACCAGAGCUUGUAACGGCUUCAGACCAAGCCCCUCAAGCCUCCACUGUUCAGACAGAGAGCCCACUACCACCACCCCCUUCCCUCCGAGAGGAAACAGUACAAAUGUUAAAAGAAGAGCAAGUCAUCUCAAAAGCAAAGUAUGGGCAGAAAGAGCAUGGAAAGAGCAAGAAGACAGGGACCUCAAAGCUCUUAAAAUCUGGACGACCUCAGUCCAGCCAGUUGUCAGGCAUAGCAUAUGGAAAUUUUAAAGGUAAGCCUGUUGUUGUCUCUACCCAAUCGGCUGCUGUGAAAAUUCUUUUGAUAUUUUCUCCUGUGAUUUUGCCCCUGUUCCAGUGCGUUGUUAAAGUUAUUGCUUCUUUUAAAAGCCUAACCAAAAUUAUCUCAAAUAUUAAGAAUGAUUUGAGCUCGAAGAUAUUUUUUUGCCAAAUAAAAAUAUCCCUCAUCCUCCAUAAAACAAGCAACUUUGUACCAUGUGCUGUUUGAUUAUAGAAUCUGUUUGAAAGCCUUUCUAGGCCCUGCAAUAAUUUGUGAAACAACUCCCUGUUCCCACAACAAUCUGGAGUGUAAUUGGACAUUUAUAUUUAAUUAGUAGUCCUUGCCCUCAUUUCCCACAGAUAUGAUGGGCAAAUUUCUCUAAAGAAGUUUUUAUACAGUUGUCUUUAAAACAUCCCAUAAAUGUUUAAACAUAAGGACAAAAAGGGUAAAGGAUUAUGUAACUCCUGCUUAAACAUAGCAAUCCUGUACUAAACAGGUCUAAAUAUAUCCUUAAACAGAUACUAUGCAUAAACAUGUUUCAUAAAUGAAUUUAUAAAAGAAUGUUCAGUGGCUUUCAGUAUCAAUGAAGAAGAAUUCUUCUAAAGCUUUAUAAAACCUUAAUUAGGUCUUAUAAAUCUUAACAAUAAAGGUGAGUUAUGCUUUGUGUGAUAAGCAACACAGUAAUUUUGGUUUUGUAUUAAUUGGCCUUCUCUUUAGAUAAUGUGGUCGUAUUAACUAUGGUCACAGGUAUUUUAAAAGAAUUAUCAAUUCCUAGAGAGUUACUCCACCACUAUUGUCCGGUAAUAUAAUGUUUGGUUCACUUUGUUGAGGCUGGUUAUUCUUCAUUGUGCUUAUUAUUUCUUUUAGAGAAUGACGUGGGUAUAAUUGAAGAUCAAGGGCUGUGCUGAAUCCAAGAUCUACAUUUUAAGAUCCUUUCAGUAUACUGUAGUUAUUGAAGUCAUUGUUUCCUGUGCAACCAAAUCAGAAUUAACGGGCUCCAAACAAACAUUACUGAUCACACCUUGAAAUUGCAAUAUUCAAGUACAACUGCAACCAUAAUCAUUCACUUUAGCCAUAAUAGUGUUUAAACAUGUAUUCCAAGGUCUAGUCUGUUCAAAUAAAGGUUUAAAAAUGCAUCAUAAUUAAGAGUAUUUAACUUUACUCCACAUUUAGACACUCAUGUUCCACAAUGCACAGAAGAAAGCCUUUUUUCAAUAAUUCUUUGCACUGCACAUUGGAGGUCCGUAAUAUACCUCAAGUCUGUACAUUAAUGCAUUGUGCAUGCAGCAAAUUUGGCUGGCUUCGCAAAUUAGCUGCUCAAAGUCAUAGCUAUUGUUUUUACUUGAUAAGCAUGUUUUUAUGGAAGAGUUUAAAAGACUCUUCUGUAAAAACAUGUUUCUUCAGAUCAUCUCACACGCAUCAGAGACAAAGAACGGAACAAGACAAAACAGAGAAUCAUCUAUACAAAUCACGCAUUCACUGUAGAGUAUAAUUCUCUGCAGGCGAAGUUUUAGAAGAGAGCUGAUGAUUUUUUAUAAAGUUAUAUACAUUCUAACUUCACAUAACUAGUACAGGAGCUGUUGUGGACAAAUCUGCUGCUCAUACAAAACAUCACAGAGAAUUUUUGAAUACUGUCAACAAGGAGGAAAGAAGCAUUUGGAAAAACACUUCAUUAAUAAUUAGUUACACGAAUUUGACUUGAUGCGCUCAGUGGUGGAGUAAACAAGAUGUGUUUUUUGUUUUGAAGCACACACUUCCAUGACAGACUUCCAGCCCAAAUCAUUCGAAUGAG
This is a messenger RNA of Lepisosteus oculatus (spotted gar), 4594 nucleotides long. Its product is annotated as netrin-G2. Gene Ontology annotation, cellular component: basement membrane. The record is from RefSeq and is a predicted model, not a curated record. Gene Ontology annotation, biological process: animal organ morphogenesis; tissue development; substrate adhesion-dependent cell spreading. NCBI's taxonomy places the organism in Eukaryota, Metazoa, Chordata, Actinopteri, Semionotiformes, Lepisosteidae.